ACUAGAAGCGCACGAAAGUUAAUGGAAAAUUCAACAGAAUUUUUGUUUAAAAAUUCUGACGAAAAUCAAUUAAAUUAGUGGCUCUUCCUGCACCUUUAAUUGACUUCAAGUGAAUUUUCAUUAACUAGUGCCAACUCAAUAUUGAAAUAAGUCUCAUAACAAUCACAGUGAAAAUCUUACGCAUUUGACUUCCGCUCCCUUUCGUUUCACAUGGACUCGGGCCUCCAGAGGUGUUCGAAGUGUUUUUUUCCCUCGUAAUGUGGGAUUAUAAGACCAUUCAUUAUUAUUUUUUUCCCUCUCUCUUUCGUUCUGUCUCGCGCUCCUCGUGUCAACAGAUCUCGGGAAAAUGCGCCCGAGGUCUUUAUUAAAAAUGAGGAAAAUUUUUUUUUGUUCAAGUACACAAAACGCGGUUCCCGCCCCCCCUCCCCUGAGGUGUCAUUUUUUUCAUCCCUGGGAGGAGAAAAUUUGUCGAGGUACAGGUGCCAUGAUUUCCUUCAAGGCAAUGAGAUGGAGCGUAAUUACACGUCCACGACAAUUUUGUGGGCGCCUUGGAUGUUGCAAAAGCAAUCAACGGAAUAGAAUAUUGUAUGUGCGGGAGAUGUGAUGAGUGGCCACCGCUGCAUCGAGUGCAAAGAAAAUUGGCACUUUCCAAUUAUAUUUCAAACUGACGGGGGAUGUAGAGCAAUUUUACUGUCGUGGUUUCUUAUAAUUUUGCAAUUUUUCCUUCCGAUUGGAAGUUUUGGAAGUGCAAACUAAGAAUUUGAGAAAUUGAGCACACGAUGUAAACGGAAUAUGUCAAUGAAAGCUUUUCAAAAAAUCGCCAUAGUUUUACUGAACAAAAUGACCCAAAAAAAUUGUUCUCUUUAACGGAAAAAAAUUAAUUGAAUUAUGUUUUUUUUACGCGAAAAUCGAGAUUGAAGUGCGCAACGUCUUAGAAUCAAUUGAAUGUUACUCACAAAAUUAAAGAAAUAAAGAAAAAAAAAAUGUGGUGGUGAACCUUCGAACGUUCACCGAACUCGGACGCUUUAAAUCGUCCGGUGAUCUCCCACCUGGUGCUUCCCCAUCUCAGCAAAACUCUCGCGCCUUUUACGAUUCAACGCAGUCUCCAUUCUAUUUCCAAGCGCACGACAACUCCAAGGGGAGUAAUAACAAGAGACAAAAGGAUCAAAAGGGCCACAACAUUUGACUAUUUUUUUGCGUCUUCCAUUUAUCAUUUUCAUUUUUUUUUUUCAUUAAAAAAAAUCUACCGUGAAUAUCGUGAGUUUUUGUGAACAGUGGGGGGCAAAAUGGGUCGUGCAAUGGUGUUUAUGUUGUGGGGAUUGACUGCGAUUGGCCUUGCACAUGCAGGUGCUGAACCGGAGCUACUCCCUGCAAGUGAUUUGAGCAACUUCUCAGGGUUUCCAACUCGUCACACUCCAGACCCCCGCGUCCGGCUGUCCACCACCCAACAGCAGCAGAUCCUCACCGACGUCCAGCAACAUCAAUUGCGCUACAACUACCCGGGGAGCUCCCACGUGACCUUUCCGCAGUCCCAGCUGACGUCCAAGUCCGACGCAUCGCUGUACCCCUCUCUCGCGAAAUAUAAAGUCGAUCGAACGAAGCAAUCAACAGAGCGACCGUUCCCGCAGACGGCCCAGUACUCGAUUCCCCAGUUUUCCUCCUCCCUCUACCCCAACCUGGCAGGUGCAACAGACCUGCCGAGUGCCUACUACAACGAUGCCUCUUCCAUCAGCCUCCAAAGCUACUACGAGAAACAGCGAGAACUUGAUCUCCUUCGGAAGCAACGAGAGCAGCUCAUUCUCGAGCAAAAUGAGCUCAGAAGACAGCAGGAGUUGCUCCGACUCCAGCAGCUGAGGGCUCUGACAUCAACAACUACAAGUACCACUACCCCGACACCAACGACUCCCUCCACGGUAUUGUUAUCGUCCCCAACAGCACGACGAAUUACACCAGCGGAGUCUGAGCUGUUUCUGAAAGCCAUUGCAACUCAUCAAAAGAAAUUCUCGACCACAGCGAAGCCAUUCACAACGUCCCUCACACCACUCACAACUGCAAAAGCUCACCAAGAUGUGAAGACAGAGGAGCCUCAGGACAUUCCCAAGGAUCUUCUGCAGCUCAUUCAGGCGCAGAACCCUCAGCUGAUCGGCACAGGCAAGAACAAGCCCCAAAUCAAGAUCAUUUAUCAAACUGAGAAGCCACCAACGAGGCCAAGCAAACCGAAAACUUCUGAGAAGGAACAGCUACUUCGUCAGCUAAAGCUGGCUCUGGCAGAUAAUGGCGAUGAUGAGGGAAAGAACGUGACGACGAGGGACCUGGUGUUGCCCAAUGGACGUAAAUUGCAGAUUAUCCAGGCGCCCAAUGGUCUGUCUUCCAUCAUUCCGAAUGAGGGCUCAAGUCAGUUCCAGACGGUGACACAGGCACUGGAUCUGAACUCUGGUUCCACGACGACGGUGAAGCCUGCCAAAGCAGUCCUGGAGGAACUGACCAAGGGAGUGCUACCUCCCGGCGCCGAUUUCGAAGUCUUGAGGCACAAGGAUGAUGGGAAACUUGAGGACGUGGCCAGGUCGACGAUCCAGGGAGCCGGGAAGAAGGUGACGUUUGUGGUUCUGGAGGAGCAGUCUGAUGGUUCCUUCAAGGUUCAAGGGGUGAAAGGCAAUUCCAAGGAAGACGGAGGGGUCGAUGUUGAGAGCAUCGUCGAGAAGAUUAAGAAAGGGGAAAUCAAGCUGCCACCGAGCUCCAAGAGCCCCAGGGAAUCCAAGACCACCACGAGGGGGGUGAGCAGAGUCGAGGAGAAGGUGACCACCAUCAGGCCGACCACUAUCAAGUACACAGGAGUACCUAGUGCUGCAAAAGUUAGGGAUGGGGAACCAUCGAUUGAUUAUUCUCCCCAAGUGACGGUAACCCCAAAAUCAGUGUCUCAGCUGGACAAUUACGUGACGUCAGCAUCGACUCAAUCAGCCAAUAUCUACAACUCAAUCUCGACGUUCAAUCCAACAACAGCGAGAGCCCCAUCCACCGCAUACAGAUCAAUCUCCACGACAAUUCAACCACUGAGAAGUCAUUUCAUCCCAACAAUGGCACCGGUUAGUGAAAUCAUAAGUACGACACAUCCGCCGGUAUUCACGACCUCGUAUGCACCUCAAUCCUCGUCGUACGUUCACUUCACUUCAACGGCUACACCGAUACCGAGGGCCAUUUCCAGUACUGAGGCUUCUACUCUCAACAACGCUGGGGCCAGUGAAAAUCUGAUAUUCAAUGAUUUCGGGGGAAGUCCAGGAUCGUCCUUUGAAACGAGUACUGGGGGGGAGUCUCAACCGCUGGAGACCAUUGCCAAUUUUCUGAGGAGGGAGGGACUCUUCGCCAUGGCCAAGUAUCUCAGACAGUCAGGACUAGAUACCGUACUCAAUGAAACUGGUCCCUACACGAUAUUUGUGCCCACCGACAAGGCCUUCAGGACACUCCUAGUGCAGCUGGGAGGCCCUGAGAAGGCCGAACAGAAAUUCAAGGAAAAUCCGAGAUUGCUAAGUGGUUUAUUAUUGCAUCACGUAAUCCCAGGUGCCUUCAGGAUCGACUCAUUGCAAGACGAAAUGACAGGAGUUUCACUCGCCGGAACUCAACUGAGAGUGAAUGUUUAUGAUAUGCAUGAUCAAGAGUGGAAUGACGUUAAGGUGACAACGAUAAACGGAGCAAGAGUAGCGCCCAACAAACGUGAUAUUGAGAUACCCCAGGGAAUUGCCCAUGCAGUAGACCGUGUUAUGUUUCCACUUCCUGUCGGUGAUUUAACGCAGACCCUUGCUGCCGAUCGCGAACAGAGAUUCGGUACUUUCCUGAGGAUACUACAUGCAUCCGGUCUCGAGGAUACCCUUGCUGGUACCAAGACAUUCACAGUUUUUGCCCCAACGGAUUCGGCGUUCGCCGCGGCGACAUCGAAUUCCGGGCGGCCGGUGUGGACCGAGGGCGAUGGUCCAGAAAUUGCAAAAAACAUAAUUUCACGGCAUAUUAUACCAACAACGAUGUACACGGCUGGCAUGAGGUUUUACCAUCAGAAGGACACACUCAGACCCCAGUUCACACUGAGAAUCCAGAAAAAUGGAGGUCGUAUCAAAGUAAAUGAAGCUCAGAUUUUAACUCACAAUAUUCCAGCAACCAACGGUGUGAUCCACGCAAUCGACUCAAUGCUCUGAUCAUUGAAAUUCCUUUGAAAAACACCCGAAAAAUCGUAGAAUCGGAAACCUGACAUUAAAAAAAAAUUCGCCACAAAAAAUGUGAAAAUGUUUGACGAUGAAUGCCAUAAGGUCGAAUGUAGAAGGGUUGGAGAACGUCCAUAAAGCACCACGUGCCUCCAAAAGGAAUCACAAUUAUAAAAACAUUGAAAACAGAAAAAAAUAGAAGUUCCACCUCCGAAUGGACUUUCUCAUGAGAAAUUCAUGAUCUUUUCAACUGGAGCACGUGGAUAAAUUUAGCACCUAGGCUUUCGCCUAGUCGACGACUAUGCAAGGACUAAUUUAUGAGUAAUCACUUGAAAAGAAUUAAAAAAUGAUAAUGCACGAAGGAAAGUAUUAACCCUCUUCAUCCCUAUUUUUUCUAAACCAUGAAAAUGAUAAAUCUUCUGUUGUAUAGUGAUGGUGAUGUGUCUUUGAUAGUUCUACCUGUUUAAGUUAUCUGUCGAAGAGUAUGUAUUAAUGCUAAAUAAAGUGUACAGAAUUUUUAA
Messenger RNA from Diachasmimorpha longicaudata, 4711 nucleotides. RefSeq lists its product as uncharacterized. The transcript has 8 exons. The coding region runs from base 1287 to 4184 and encodes 965 amino acids. Lineage: Eukaryota; Metazoa; Arthropoda; Insecta; Hymenoptera; Braconidae. Gene Ontology annotation, cellular component: extracellular matrix. Gene Ontology annotation, biological process: extracellular matrix organization; cell adhesion. The record is from RefSeq and is a predicted model, not a curated record. Gene Ontology annotation, molecular function: cell adhesion molecule binding.